Messenger RNA from Closterium sp. Naga37s-1, 1176 nucleotides. Lineage: Eukaryota; Viridiplantae; Streptophyta; Zygnematophyceae; Desmidiales; Closteriaceae. The record is from the annotation of a GenBank genome assembly.
AUGGAUCGCCAUCGGGGCACGGCCGCGGACACGUACAACCCGGACGAGUUCAAGAAGAUGAUGCGGAAGACUAGCAUGGCCGCCAUCUUGAGCAGCUUCACACUAGCCAAGCAACAGUACACGCAGGCACUGCAUCGCAACCUCUGCAUCCGGACGAUGACCGUCCUGGGUCAUCACACACUAGCCCGCGAGUGCACGAUCCGAAACCUCAAGCUUCCAGACAUGACGAUGUGGAAGCUCGGCGCAAAAUCCGAGACGGACCCAGUGCGGAAUGCGUUCGCUUUUGUCUGCGCGUGCAGGACGGGCAAGACAAACAAGGACUUCUCGCUCAACUACAUCUCGGCAGUGAGACACAUAGAUUGGACUCUGUGCGCGGUCGGAGCCACGCUGCUCUGGCUGCACUGGGUGUACGACUUGGUCCCCAUCCUCUACGGGGACAUAGCCCCCCCUCUCGUCUUCACGGAACCCUCGACGUGGUACGACCAGUACCUCUUCUUCCCCCUUCGUGCGGGCACCGAGAGGCAGAUACCGCCCACGACUCAUCACGACUGGGCGGCGAAGAUUCUGGGGGACGCGGGAAUCACAUGCUCGCGUGUGGUUCACGCGACGAGAGCUGGUGGGGCUCAGCACGCGUCCACGGACGGAAUGCCCUCUGAUCAGCUGGCGAGACUGGGGGGUUGGCGCUUCAUCGACGUGAUGACUAAGCACUACCUCACAACUAUUCCGAGGGAGGCUGUGCUCCUGAAGGCUGGCUUCACAGGGGUUGAUGGUGACUACUUCCUGGGUCGCGCAACUGUUCCGGUGAGCGAGAAGCUGGAGAAGCAAUUGAGGAAGCACAUUUUCCCCUGGGCCGCACCGGACAAAGGACAGAAACAGUGCCAUGAUUACAACUGGAAGAUGGUCAGCGAGGACAAGGCGGAGAAGCAGGACACCGCGGGUCUAAACAUACUGAAGGAGCUGGAUGGGGAGGCUAGGAUGGCGGUCGCGCAAGACCUGGCCAUGUAUUACAUCCACCAGCCGCGACACCCGUACGUGGUCAACAACCCGCUCUGCCAGACGGAGGAAUUUGCGCGGUGGGCAGCAGAUGUCUCCUUGGCAAAUCAGCUGGCCAUAGUACAGCGUAACACACCUACACUGACCCAUCCCGCGGUGCGUACUGUAUGGUCGCGUUACUAA